CAAACUAAAACAGUGUGUCACAGAAGAAGUUAGCGCGCUAACGACACAACAAUCCUAACAUAAACCCUAAACCCUCCACAAGGUGCUGCAUUUCUCGGUGCAAAAUCAUGGCGAAAUCAUCAAAACGUAGCGUCGGAACCAGCACCACCGACAAGAAGAAGAAGAAGAGCAAGAAGUUCGGUCCAGAAGGCGUGGCCAUGAAAGUGAAAGCCAACAACAACGCCACUGCCUCCAACCCCUUCGAGUCAAUUUGGUCGCGGAGGAAAUUCGAGGUGCUAGGGCAGAAGCGGAAGGGCGAGGCGCGGCGCAUGGGGCUGGCGCGCUCCCUGGCGAUCCAGAAGCGCAACAACACGCUCCUCAAGGAGUACCACCAGAGCGCCAAGUCCUCCCUCUUCGUCGACAAGCGAAUCGGAGAGAAAGACGAGGCGCUCGACGAGUUCGGAAAAGCCAUCUUGCGUUCCCAACGCGAACGCCAGCUGAACAUGAAGUUGAGCAAGAAAAGCAAGUAUCAUUUGUCUGAUGGAGAGGAAAAUGACUUUGAGGGAAUUGAUUCUCUUGGGAGAGAUGAUUUCGAGGAUGAGAUGCUUCCUGAUGAUAUUGAUGCUGAGACUGAUGAGAAAUUAGAUUUGGUUCAACGGAGCAUGCAGAUUCCGGGGGAAACCAGUGCGGAUGAUGGGGAGGAAAAUAGACAUAAAAGCAAGAAGGAAGUGAUGGAGGAAAUUAUCUCAAAAAGCAAGUUUUACAAGGCUCAAAAGGCAAAGGAUAAAGAAGAAAAUGAAAACUUGGUGGAAGAAUUGGAUAAGGAUUUCACUUCCUUGAUUCACUCUGAAGCCUUGUUAUCUUUGACUGAACCCAACAAGAUGAAUGCUUUGAAGGCUCUGGUGAACAAAAGUAUUUCAAAUGAUCAAAGUAAUAAGGACCACAUGUCUGCUACUCGGACAAUGGAUAAUUCUGUGCAGGAAAAACCUGAUGAUUAUGACAAACUUGUCAAACAAAUGGGGUUGGAAAUGCGUGCUCGCCCUUCAGAUAGGACAAAGACACCAGAGGAGAUUGCUCAGGAGGAAAAAGAACGUUUAGAGCAAUUGGAGGAAGAGCGGCAGAAGAGGAUGGUUGCUGCUGAAGAUUCAAGUGAUGAAGACAAUGAAGACUCAGAAAAGCCAUCUGAACAGAAACCAAGAUCUAUAUCUGGUGAUGAUCUUGGUGAUUCCUUUUCUGUUAAUGAACAAAUUAUGACCAAGAAGGGUUGGGUUGAUGAGAUUCUUGAAAGAAGAGAUGAGGAAGAUUCUUCUAGUGAAGAUGAUGAUGGUGAAGAUCCUGACAAUUUGGGAAGCUCUGAAGAUGCUGAUGAAGGAUCAAAUGAAGAUCUUGAUGAACACAAGAAGGAUCUUUCUUUAAAAGAUUGGGAACAAAGUGAUGAUGAUGAUAUUGGUGCAGAUUUAGAAGAUGAAGAUGAUAGUGAUGAGAAUAUAGAAACAGCUGCAGAAGACCUUGAUGAGGUAAAAGGAUUGGAUGCUGCAGUUCAUAUAAAAGCAAAAAGAAAUGCUUCUGUUGAAAGUGUAAAAAAAGAUAAGGAUUCUUCAGAUGCCAAGAUAGAUGUUGUAGGAAAACAGUCAAAAGAGUUGGACAUUCCUUAUAUAAUUCAAGCUCCGAAGACCUUUGAAGAAUUAUGUUCACUGGUGGAUAAACAUUCAAAUGACAACGUUAUUUUGAUUAUCAAUCGGAUUCGGAAAAGUAAUCCAAUCCCACUCGCAGCAGAAAAUCGAAAGAAAAUGCAAGUAUUCUAUGGAGUAUUGUUGCAAUAUUUUGCUGUUUUGGCAAAUAAGGAACCACUUAAUGUUGAGUUACUCAAUAUGCUGGUGAAACCGUUGAUAGAGAUGAGUAAGGAAAUCCCAUACUUUGCUGCAAUAUGUGCUCGUCGCAGAAUAGAAGCUACCAGAAAACAAUUCAUUGAGAGUAUCAAACAAUCAGAAAGUAGCAGUUGGCCUUCUUCAAAAACGUUGUGCCUCUUGCGUUUGUGGUCCAUGAUAUUUCCAUGCUCUGACUUUAGGCAUCCAGUUAUGACUCCUGUGAUAUUGUUGAUGUGUGAAUAUCUGAUGCGUUGCCCAAUAGUAUCUGGUCGUGAUAUUGCCAUUGGCUCUUUCUUAUGCUCUAUGCUUCUCUCAGUAUUUAGACAGUCUCGAAAAUUCUGUCCUGAAGCGAUAAUAUUUCUUCGAACUUCGCUGUUGGCAGCUACUGAAAGUAAACAUGUUUCAGAUGAAGAUUCCCAGUUAUAUCAUCUUAUGGAACUGAAAGCUCUCAAACCUCUCCUAUGCAUUCACGAGACAGUGAAUGAGAUUAGUCCUCUGAAUUUCUUCAAAAUAAUAGACAUGCCAGAAGACUCUUCUUUCUUCACUUCUGUUAGUUUCAGGGCUAGUGUAUUAGUUGCAGUUUUUGAAACUUUACAAGGAUAUAUCAACGUCUAUGAAGGUUUAAGUUCAUUUCCUGAAAUGUUCCUACCAAUUUUUAAAUUAUUAAAUGAGAUAGCAGAACAAAAAAAUAUGCCAAAUGCAUUACGAGAUAAAAUUAAAGAUGUGGCUGAGCUCAUUAAGUUGAAAGUGGAUGAGCAUCACACUUUGAGGCGACCACUUCAAAUGCGGAAACAAAAGCCUGUACCAAUCAAAUUACUGAAUCCCAAGUUUGAGGAGAACUAUGUCAAGGGUAGAGACUAUGAUCCUGAUCGUGAACAAGCUGAACUGAGAAAAUUGAAGAAACAGUUGAAGCGUGAAGCUAAAGGGGCUGCACGAGAAUUGCGUAAAGACAACUACUUCUUGCUGGAGGUGAAGGAAAAAGAGAGGUCUUUACAGGAAAAAGAUAGAGCAGAGAAGUAUGGAAGAGCUAAAGCUUUCCUUCAAGAGCAAGAACAUGCCUUUAAAUCAGGACAAUUAGGAAAAGGGAGGAAAAGGAGGAGAUAAAAACUUGUGUAUUUUUACCCUUGCAUUGUGAUGAAACACAUAGGGCUUUACCUUCAUAUUAAUCAGCUCAAGGAGUCAUUUUUGCGCAGCCUAGCCUAAAGAGUGGAUAAAUCAAGAACAUGCUUGGAAUAUUUAUGGUGGUUCACUAUUAGCUAGGCCUUCCUUUCCCCACUCACUAUUAAAAGUUGAAGCAAAUGGUGGUGUGAUAUGUAUAAAGAUAUCUAUUUUGACAAUGUCCUUGCCUUCCCAACUUAAUCUUCUGGGAAGGAAAGGAAUGCGUUGCUCUUGUAUUCACGUAUGAGGAUUGGGAGAAUUGUAAGGGUAUGCAACUUCAUCUAAGUUCUCUCUCUGUAAACAUUCAUAGCCACCUUGGUUGAACCAAGAUAAAAUUUUUGCAAAUGAAUUUUCAAUCUAAUUUGUACUCAAUUCCCCUUCGACAAUGAUAUGGAUUCAAAUUCCACCGA
This is a messenger RNA of Glycine soja, 3415 nucleotides long. Its product is annotated as nucleolar protein 14-like. Gene Ontology annotation, cellular component: small-subunit processome; nucleolus; Noc4p-Nop14p complex. The record is from RefSeq and is a predicted model, not a curated record. NCBI's taxonomy places the organism in Eukaryota, Viridiplantae, Streptophyta, Magnoliopsida, Fabales, Fabaceae. Gene Ontology annotation, biological process: maturation of SSU-rRNA. The transcript has 13 exons. Bases 108 to 2951 code for a protein of 947 amino acids.